This is a messenger RNA of Spodoptera frugiperda (fall armyworm), 1223 nucleotides long. RefSeq names its product coiled-coil domain-containing protein 28A. The record is from RefSeq and is a predicted model, not a curated record. Bases 198 to 797 code for a protein of 199 amino acids. The transcript has a single exon. Lineage: Eukaryota; Metazoa; Arthropoda; Insecta; Lepidoptera; Noctuidae.
AGUAGUCAAAACAUCCGAGAUUUCUACUCGAGUCGAGUUUGUCAUUGUUGAUUAUGAUUGUUUAUAAUUGUUUCGUAUUAAGUGUUUGUAAAUAAAAUAUAAAUACAACCAAAAGUAACUGUGUAAACUAGAGCAGCGGUAACGGUUCGCUCAUUAUUCUUAAUAUUUAACUACAUAUUGCGCCAUCAAAAGUCUACAUGAGCUUACAUUUGGAAGAAGCCAACGAGACACAACAACUUAUGCAGAAUGAGGUUGAAGAAGAUGAGCAUAAAGUGCCUCAUGCGGCAACAUCACCUGUUACAAGCAAUAAAUUGUCGAGUGGCGCUGCCAGUCUGACAUCAAAGAAUCUGGCCCAGACUGUGUCUGGUGUAGGCAACAGCAGUGUAAAUGAGUCGACAAAGAUAUCAUAUGUCAGUGAGAAACAAAAUCGAUUAAAUCGAGACAAUAACAUGAUGCGAUCCACUAACAAACCAAAGAAUAUUCCAAAAGAAACACCAGAUGUCAAAAAUAUGGAAAAGGCCUUGUUAGAAUUGUUAGAUGACUUCCACACUGGUAAACUAAGUGCAUUUGGUACAGGUUGUAGUAUGGAACAAAUGAUAAAUAUAAGAGAUCAGCAGGAGCACUUGGCACGUUUACAUUUUCGUUUGUGUGCUGAUGUUGAGAAGCCUACGGAGGAUAGUUUUGAAAACUCUGCAUCUCGGGAUAAAAUGGCUCAGCUAGUUCAGAGCCUUGAACAACUUUCUGCAUCUAUUGAACACUUACACUCUGAUGUAAAUGGCACUGACAAACCAACGUGAAAACUUUGUACCUAAUAGCUUAUUUAAAACUAUGUACAACCUUUAUAAUUUUAAGCUAAUCAUGUACCUAAUCAUAUUGUCCACAUGCUCAGAUGAUUUUCAUGUCAACAAAUCAUUCAAUGUUUUUAAUGUUUACUAACAUGUUGCCUAGAAAGUUAUAGUUUUAUCAAUUUCAACUUUCGUAGUCAAUUUUUGAAGCUGGAGAGUUCUUGUUUCUGGAUUUGUCCAAGAUGUAUUUUUCAUGAAAAGUAUGUUAACAUUUCUAUUUUAAUUCAUUGAAAUUGGGUAUUGGAUUUAGCAAUAUUUGAACUGAAUGUUAUUUAGAUCUUAUUAAAUAAGACUAAAAUAAUAACAGAUCACCUUUUUAUUUAAUAAAGAAAUAAUAAUAGUUUUGUGUAUUUGAAUAAAGGGGUAUGAAAAUGGUCA